AUGAGACUACAACCAAAUUUUUCAGAGAGCUUAACAGAGGAUCGCUUUGAACUGCUGUGUCCAGAUGGUCAAAAGCGUCCUUUGGGAGACUAUCGUCAAUGCAACUGGGGUCUUGUACCUGCAGACGCCGUUGUAGUAUCUUCAGCUAAAACAACAGAAGAACGAAAACACAUUGAGCGUUUCCUGCUCAAAAGCGUCGAACUCUAUUCAACUAAACCUGUAGGUGACACCCAAUCAUCUCUUGAUUCAACUACGGAUCAAGGAAAUCGCUACGAUUACGGUGGACGCAACACUAACUUCGGAAGUCCCUACAGCAACGAUCGUUUUGGUGGAUUUGGAGGAGCAGGAGGCGGCGGAUUUGGAGGAGCAGGUGGAAGGUAUGAUCCCAACAGAGGCUACGAUUCUAAUCGAGGAUUUGGAGGAUACGAUGACCCAUUCCGAACUACAACAACGACAACAACAACCACAAGACGUCCUUUCGGCUACUACGAUAAUCCUUUCGGCGUGAGGAAUCAAACGGACCAGGAUGACAACAACCAGACUCAAGUUUACGAAAGAUUUGAACUCUUUGAUUCGUCGAGGUACGGAACGAAACUCAAUCUGAUGUUUUCGGAUACAGCAAGGACAUUUGCCAGCAUCAAGGAAGUUGAUCAGAACUUUGCUGGAUACCUUGGAGAUAAUUUGGAGAUCAUUCUUGGAGUUAGGAUGUGUCCAGUUGGCAGAAUGACUCUUUGUGUGACUUCAGACGCAGAAAUGGAGAAGUGCGUGAAGAUGAGAACUGCUCUUAAGGCUCAACUUAUAAAACCCGAAAUGAUCUGUCACAAGGGACAUUCGCAUAUCAACUGUAUGCAAGCCAUUGCUUCGGGAUCAGCAGAUGUUGCUGUCCUCGAUGUUAGCGAUGUGUACACUGGAGGAUUGACGUAUGAACUGGUUCCCUUCCUAUCGGAAGUCUACAAUCUUGGAGAGCCUGAAUACUACGUGGUAGCUAUUGCAAAAGAGGAUGAUCCGGAUACCGAGUUGACGUACUUGAAAGGCAAGUACACCUGCCAUGCUGGAAUAAAUACAGCCGCCGGAUGGGUCUAUCCAUUGGCUUACCUGAUUUCUAACGGCUGGAUCAGACCUUAUGGAUGUGAUAGUAUUAGGGCAGCUGCAGAAUACUUCUCGAAAUCCUGCGUUCCUGGUGCACUCAGUGCUGAAUACAACACCGGAAUUCCCUAUGAUAACAUGUGCGAUCUAUGUCAUGGCGUUAGUUACAGAUACUGCCGUCGAGAUGCUUCCGAAGAUUACUACGGACACACUGGAGCCUUCAGGUGCCUCGUGGAAGGUAGAGGGCACGUGGCUUUCGCUAAGCAUACUACAGUCAGUGAAAAUACAGGGGGAAAAAGGCGAGAAUGGUGGGCUAGGAACACCCUCAAUGAUGACUUUCAACUUCUCUGUCCCGAUGGCACUCGGGGCCGCCUCAAUGACUACCAUCACUGCAAUCUGGGCAAAGUGAAGGCUAACGCAGUAGUUACGCGUGGUGGGAUUGGGUACAAUGAGACACAGAUCAAUGCCUACAUCAAUCUCUUCACGUACGCUCAGCAAUUCUACGGCAGGAAGGAACAAGAUGCUUUUAGUUUCAGCAUGUUCUACUCCUACCCGCCCUAUCAUGAUUUAAUCUUCCAAGAUGCUACGAGGCAACUGAAGGUGAUCAGUCCGGAAGAGAGGCGCUACGACAAGUACGUAGGGAAGGACUUUAUGCGUGCUAGAAGGAUCACGGACUGCCUGGCAGGUGGGAGUCAAGUGACGAUAAAUCGCAUGCUUAUUGCACUCAUCACCGCCUUCAGCAUCCUCUCAGGGAGGAUGUUCCUGCUAAAGUAGAUCUGAUAGAAGUACCAAGAUUAGAAAUAGGCAAUAAGAAAGUUGCAUGAUGUACAUAAUAAGAUUUGUAUCUCUUGCAGCACCAAAUCCGUGAGAUGCUGCAAAACGAAAUUUUAAAAUGUUUUAGGAACAUGAAUUCCGUCCGGAUUCCGUCCAUUUUUUACGUAUUUUUUAUAAAACAGUGAAUCUCAGUAUAUUUUAUCAACGCACACCGAGCCAUUUUAGGAAAGCAGUAGAAUGUGUAAAAGAAUUGUUUUUUGUAAGAAAAAAAUAAAUAAGAUUUAUUGUAUUUUCAGGGAAGAUCUAAUAAAGAUUUUUCGCGCGGAAA
Phlebotomus papatasi is the source of this 2188-nucleotide messenger RNA. RefSeq names its product melanotransferrin-like. Lineage: Eukaryota; Metazoa; Arthropoda; Insecta; Diptera; Psychodidae. Bases 1 to 1860 code for a protein of 619 amino acids. Gene Ontology annotation, cellular component: plasma membrane; early endosome; recycling endosome. The transcript is spliced from 2 exons. Gene Ontology annotation, biological process: iron ion transport. The record is from RefSeq and is a predicted model, not a curated record.